AUCAAUGGUGAGAGAGUGCCACUGGAGAUCUGCUUACUGAGGAAGGUGUCGCACAUCCCAGGUGUGAUCAAGCUUAUUGCCUGGUUUGAGCUGGUUGACUGUUUCAUCAUUGUUAUGGAGAGACCAGAAGCGGUCAAGGACCUCUUCGACUACAUCACAGAGAGGAAGCUACUACCGGAGCCUGAAGCUCGGUACCUCUUCCGUCAAGUGGUUGAUGUGGUCAAGCAGUGUCAUGCAGCCGGGGUCAUUCACAGAGACAUCAAGGACGAGAAUUUGCUCAUCACUACGGACAGACAAGGCAGAAAGAUUCUAAAGCUUAUUGAUUUCGGCUCUGGAGCCUUUCUGAAGGACAAUGUUUACACUGACUUUGAUGGAGGUACCAAGGUGUAUGCACCUCCUGAGUGGAUCCAACAUAAUCAGUAUCAGGCUGGACCUGCUACCGUCUGGUCUCUGGGUAUCCUGCUCUAUGAUAUGGUCUGUGGUGACAUUCCUUUUGCCCAGGAUGACCAAAUCCUUUCAGCGAGAGUCAACUUUCGGAUCCCCAUCUCCGAAGAAUGCCAAAAUCUCAUUCGUAUGUGUUUACGAAUUAGCCCGGAAGAUAGACCAUCCCUGGAGCAGAUUUUGAUGCAUCCGUGGAUGAAAGGACCUAGGGAUUCUGGAGCAGGACUCGUAGGAUGUAUGGGAGGUGCUUUAGGUCCUAUGGGUCUUCUUUCUGACUCUAUACUCGACAGUGAUUCAUCCUCUCUAGACAAGCAUUCCACGGGUAGUGAUGUUUCCCGAGAGUCAGAAUCUGAGUUUUGACGGCUGCAAGGAAGAUAGGCAUGCGCAUGAAGGCUGUCAGAACCAAGCCUGAUUGGAAGGCACACUACUGACAAGACGGGUAACAUGAAGCUAACGCAGCAAGCUGUCAGGAAGUUUCCCAGUGACAACUCAUCUCUGACAGCUUGCCCUGUGUGUGUUUAUUGUACCCAAAGCCCAGUCUCAUAGAUUCUCUCAUAUACCCCCGCCCGGAGGCGCUGGACGCCAUACCUCGCAGCUCUGAAAGGUGCUAAACUACCCCCCCAACACCCGCCAGUAAGGGACCCUUGUGCCUCGGCACGAAUUUCACCAAAGCCCAUUAACAUUCGCCCGAGAGAUGUCUCGCAGGGCGAGUGUCCUCGUCUCAUUACCUUCUCUAAGAGAAGUUGUACAUAAUGUAUUUAAAACCAUAUUUAUAGUAAGUUAUAUUGUAAAUACUGUAAAAAAAAACCGCUUUCUAUACUCUAUCUCCAGUCUUCUCGUCUACAGAGAGAAAAAUGCCAUCAAUGCAACCCGGUUUUUAUAUCAUAGACAUUUAUACAAGAUUUUUAUUUUUGUAAAAAAAAUUACGAAUUUCCGAUAAUGCCAAUAAAAUCCAGAAUUUUUUAA
Cherax quadricarinatus is the source of this 1407-nucleotide messenger RNA. NCBI's taxonomy places the organism in Eukaryota, Metazoa, Arthropoda, Malacostraca, Decapoda, Parastacidae. The record is from RefSeq and is a predicted model, not a curated record.